CUUUGAAGGGAGGGUGUGUGUAUGUGUAGUGUAGUCUCCCCCUUUCCCCCUCUAACUACGAAACUUGUUGUGCAACAAUGUCCUCGGAAACCCGAUCAAGAGUUUAGGUUAGUGACUGUAGAGACUGUUUUGGGACUAGAAGAGAAUAACUGGGACUGUUUUUCUAAUGGAUGGAAUGUUGAGAGGGAAUUCUAUUUGACAGCUGUAAAGCAUGGCGGAGAAAGGUACCACCAAAACCGCGCCAGCUGCCCCGGGAGGCGACGCCUCCGAAGAUGGUGACUUUGUGGCACUACGAGAGAGCCGAGAGAAUCGUGUGCCAGAAACUCUGGAUUUGUCACAAGGAGAGCUUGAGAAAAUAUUAGCUAUUGUGAAAGAAACCAGACCUCAAUCAGCCAGCCAAAGACCAGUUACUGGUAUCGUCCGGCGAAAAACCACUCUGGGGCAAGAGGAUUACUGGACUCAAUUGAUAGAUGCUGCCAACAGUGGUACUACUGCUUUCUCGGCCGCCGUAAAGAGAGUACACGCUAACCAUGCUUUGUACAGCAAAGAUCUUCUUGAUCCGGUCAAUGGUCAAAACAUUCUACACUAUUCAGUAGAACUGAAAAGUCAAGACCUGAUUAGCAUUGUCCUUGACAUUGGGGACGAGCAGCUACUCCUGCAACAAUUUGAUGUUGAAGUUUCUAAAAUUAAGGGAAAGAAGAAUGUACUACACCAGGUCGUAGAACAAAAUAAUUUACAACUUUUUAAAACUUUGUUAUCCAAACUGACAAACAGAGACAAACGCAUUGAUCUGCUAAAUAAGGAAACACCGGUGGAGAUUAUAGGCCAGAGGCCAAGGACGUUCCCAUGUUUACAUUUGGCCGCAUAUUACGGCUUUACGGAGUUAGUAGAAUUUAUCAUCAGUCAGGGAAUAGAUGUCAACCAUCUGAAUGCCAAAAAUGACACUUCCUUAUUGUGGGCAUCCCGCUGGGGACAUCAAGCCACCGUGAGGUCGUUGUUGAAACAAGGUGCUAACCUUAGCAUAGAGAAUGAUAAAGGUUCCACUGCUUUAUACUGGGCGGUGCGCUAUGGUUUUACUGAAACGGUCGACAUCCUAGCCAGGGAAGGACAUGCCAAUGUAAGUCAAACACGAAAACUGGGCCUUGUCGCACCAAUCGUUUUAGCCAGUGCCCUGGGAUUUGAGAAAAUUGUCUCCAUUUUAUUAGAGUUUGGAGCAGAUCCUAAUUUUGCAAUCCGAGGAGGUGAGAGACCUAUUCAUCAUGCCGCUAGGGAAGGAUUUGCCAACAUCAUUGAGAUUUUAGUUUCCAAAGGUGCCUUAGUUGAUGCAGCAGAUGAGAGGGGUGACACUGCCUUACUUCUGACAGCUAAAUAUGGAAGGCCAAAGUCCAUGCAGACACUGCUACACCUAGGAGCUAAUGUCUAUCACAAAAAUUUGAUGGGGGAUGAUGUUUGGACAUUUGCUGUUAGCAGUGACAAUGAUCUCAUCUUAAAGCUACUGGUUAUUCAUCAAAGAAAACAGGAAUUAGAAAAUUUUCAAGAUUUUAUUCCAAAUGUGAACUCAAAAGUACUAUCUUCAACAGCAGGAUCUAAUUCUCUUCUGUUUUUAGCAGCUUCUGUUGGAAAUAUUGAACGUAUUAAACUUCUGCUUGAAUUGAAGAUUGAUGCCAGUGUCACAGAUGAGGAAGGAAAUAAUUUUUUACAUCAUGCAGCCAUCAACAAUCAAGCGCAAGUCAUCAAAGAGUUUCAUAAAAUUGUAAAUAUUGACUCUGUGAACAAAUCUCUUAACACUGCCUUACACGAGGCUUGUAGAAGAGGACACCAUGAAACUAUAAUGGAACUUAUUCAAUGCAAAGUUUUGGUUAACAAAAGAAAUUCUCAGGGAGAAACAGCUCUACAUGUGGCAGCUAACUCAGCAUCUAUUCAACCCCAUUCUGUCUCUAAACUAAUGGACUAUGUCAUCAAGACUCACCCAUGGGAGAGUCUCAACAUUACAGAUAACUUCGGCAACAAUCCACUUCACAUAGCCGCCAAAUUUGCCAGGCCUGAAGUUCUUUGGGAGUUUAGAUUUGUCAGAUUUAAAGAUACAGAUGUGGAUGGAAACAUAGCGCUUCAUGAAGCUGUCAGGCCUGGAGAACCAGAGGCUCUAGAAAUGAUGCUGGACAUUUAUGAUGCCAUGAAGAGAGAUUGUGAUAUCAACCAUCAAAAUAAGAAACUACAAACAGUUCUACACCUUGCUGCCAGGGAAGGUUUUUUGGAUUGUGUCAGGAGACUGAUCUUAUUUGGGGCAGACAUUUCUUUAGCUGAUUACAAAGGCAAUACAGUUCUGCACAUACUGACUGCUUUAACAGUUACAGACCCUGUCCACUGCAGUAAAUAUAUGGAGAUUAUUGAAACCAUCUUAGAGAAAGCUCCUCAAUGGUAUUCCACAAAUAAGAAGAUCAAAGUCAAUGAGAACAUAGAGAAUCAAUCUAGUCACAUGAUCAGAAGAAGGGCUGUACUUAACCUGGUCUGCGAGACCAGCAACAGGGAGGAGCUAACUGUCCUUGACCUUGCUUGUAAGAUGGGAGCUUUUGAAGUUGUUCAGCUUCUAGUCACAAUGGAAGAUGUCAUGGCAUUUAAGGUUGGCAGAAAUAUUCGCUAUGAUAUUUCUAGUAUCACACCUAGAACUAAUGGAACCCUAGGUGGCAUGUGUGUCAAGGGAUCAAUUUCUCCUAGACCUUCUUGUCUGGAAUGGUUGCUGGCUAUUGGUGAUUAUGUGCCACAGAAUGCUGCCAAAAUUUUGGAUAUUCAGCCAUUUAGUGAUAUGGAGACAGCCUAUAGUUCUGUGUCAGCUUGGGCCUAUGCUGUCAUCAUCACUGUUCAUAUCAUCUACAUGAUUCUGUUUAGUUGGUCAGGUCUCACUCUCUUAUACAAUGACAGAUCUCAUCCAGGUCAGCGUGUGGCUGAUGCUCCCACCUUGAUUACAUACAUCAUAGUACCACUAGAGCCAGCCUAUUUUAUUUUUUACAAUGUCUACACAUUAGUGAAGUUGUGUUGCAUGGGAGAACUUUCCAUAAGAUCCAAACUAUCUCAGAGUGGAUUAAAAACGAUGUUGUCAGCAUUUAUGUCUGUGAUAGUUGGCAUCAUCUACUCCAUUUUUGUCAUUAUCUGGAUUAUCACAUACGCAGUGGAUUACAACUACAUGGAUUACUUUCUAGCUAUUGCACUUUGUAUAGGCUGGAUGUUUUCUGUAGUGUUCACAAGAGGCUUCAAAGUUAUAAACUACUUCUGGAGACUCAUUCAGAUCAUGAUCAUUCGGGACGUCUUUAAGUUUUUAUUUAUCUACCUCUUUGUACUGCUGGCCUUCUCCUUUGCUUUCCAUGCCUUGUUUCAAGUUUCUUCAACUCUGUCAGAUUUGUACCCUAAUCCCAUUGACACUAUCUUCUUAAUGUUCAACAUGUGGCUUGGUAUGACAUUUUUGUUUGGUGAUGAUUCUGUGGACCAGGGAUUUAGUGCAGUUGAUAGGACAUCUGUGUUCAUCAAGGUUCUGUAUGUCAUCUACAUGGUGCUGGCCACAUUAGUGCUAUUGAACCUAUUGAUUGCUAUGAUGAAUGACUCUUACCAGGAGAUUCUGAGGAAACAACGUCAAGCUUGGAGAAUUGAAUCAGUUCAGCUUGGUGUGGAUGUGGAGAAAAGCAUGCCUAUAACAUUCCCAAUGUUUAGCAAGGUCAAGGUUAUUAGAGGGUAUAUCUGCCCAGCAGAUGAAGCCAAUGGGGUCACAAGAUGGUACAUUGAAGUGGCUAAAAGGAAGCAGGUCCUUGAGGCUACACAAGUUGAAGAAGAAACUGAUAGGUCAGCUCUGGAAGAACUCAAGACCAAAAUGAUCAACAUGGACAGUAGACUGAAUGAACAAAUUCAAAGUCUCAAAAUGAACAUUGACGACAUUCACACAAUGCUGAAGAAUUUAGAAAAAAACUUAACAAGACAAUAAGAAUAAUAAGCAAAUGUUUUUGGGGUGAUAAAUGUAAUAUUUGUUGAAAACUUUUGUUACAUGUUACUGUUGUCAUGAUAACAUUUCCUAAAGCAAUAGUUAGCCAUUGCUCUCAUGAAAACAAUAAAAUGUACAGUAUAACAUGUAGCCUACAUAUGAAAUACAAUUGUUACAUAUUUAUGUUGAAAGAAAACAACAAUGCUGUAUGUUUAUAGGCUCAACAUUUUUAUUUAAACUACUGAAUGUUUUAAAACUACGGGUACUAAUUUAUGAUAAACUGUUCCAGUUGUCUAAUAUAAGUGUCCUAGAUCAAUGUGUCUCAACCUUUCUUAAGUAAACCUUUAAAAAAAAAUCUAAGUAACCCCCCUCUCAUUUUACAUUAUAUGAUAUAUCCUGCAUACUUCAGUAUUAAAUCUGCAGGUUGAGCUAACUAAAUGUAUCCUAUAUGAAUGGCAAAGUUAGUCUCUUUGGACUUAACUAGUACUAGUUAUUGCCUGGUUGAGCUGUGUUAUUCUAAGUAAAUGUAUCCUAUACCAAAGGCAAAGUUAGCCUCUUUGGACUUAACUAGUACUAGUUAUUGCCUGGUGAGCGUCAACAUGAUGGUCCCAAGUUUGAACCUGAUGUCCUGUAGGAGGUUUUGGGCUAAGAUGUAACAAACUUCAUUUCUGAAGAAGCAUCCUUAUUUUGAUGUAAAAAUGAAUUAUGCUGAGUUUGUGUGCACUAGUUAUUGUUAUUGAAUGCAAUGAAUGUAAUGCAUACAUUUAUAGUUGGUCUUGUAUGUAUUCUAAAAGAUGCUUUCGGUUAAUGGUCAAACAGAUGAAUUCUUGAAUAUUAAACGUUUUCGUUAUGUUUCUUGACAUAACCUGUUGAAUUGCAAUCCUCACAAGUCUGAAAAAUUGACCCCACCCCAACUAGGCCCCAAUAUAGCAGGUCUCUUCAGCUAACAUGUGACUGUACAACAUAAGUGUCUUUGUUUUUUUCUAUGCUGUUCAUUGAGUUCCUAAAAAGUAGCUUUAAAUCAGAAACUUAAAUUAAAAAGAAAACAAAAAUUUAACAUUAUUCCAUCCUCAGAAAACAUUUAAUCCUAACACUCAAUACAUUUCAACAAUACCUCAUAGCAGCACAAAUUGAUAGACAAUAUUUUUUUUGGUCUAAUUCUGAGCAAAAAGAAAAUCUUUUGAACCAGUAUUUCCCUCUCUAUCCCCCACUUUUUCUUUCUUCUGAAAAUGGGCUUCAAACCAGGAACAGACGGUCUUACUGCUAGAAAGGAGUGUCUGCUAAUGAUAAAGCAACUUGUAUACUGGCUGUGAUUUAUAUACACAUUUAUUUAUUAUUUGGUUUUAAUAUGUUUUCUUGUUUUUUUUUAAUCUCUAGCUAUAAAUCCUUAAAUAUAAAUUCUAAGACAAGAAAUCUGA
Messenger RNA from Biomphalaria glabrata, 5385 nucleotides. RefSeq lists its product as uncharacterized. Gene Ontology annotation, cellular component: membrane. The transcript has 23 exons. Lineage: Eukaryota; Metazoa; Mollusca; Gastropoda; Planorbidae. The record is from RefSeq and is a predicted model, not a curated record. Bases 212 to 3970 code for a protein of 1252 amino acids. Gene Ontology annotation, molecular function: protein binding; monoatomic ion channel activity. Gene Ontology annotation, biological process: monoatomic ion transport; transmembrane transport.